CAACAAAAAUAAAUACACAUCGAAGAAUCUACAUUUUUUUAAAGAAAUGGGCAUUCAUCCCAGCACGUAGGAUAGUUAGUUCCAAGGUGGUGUCACAAAGAGCAGGCUGGAAACAUAUGUCACAACAUUUUGGCUUAAUAUCUAGCAAAUGCUUACAGAAGACGUGGGCAGUGGUCUGGUUUUGCAUUGUAUGGUCCUUAUGGUUAUGGAGAAAUGGCCAAAUCUUUCAGGAGGAGGCAACUACAAUGGAAAAG
Rubroshorea leprosula is the source of this 254-nucleotide messenger RNA. NCBI's taxonomy places the organism in Eukaryota, Viridiplantae, Streptophyta, Magnoliopsida, Malvales, Dipterocarpaceae. The record is from the annotation of a GenBank genome assembly.